This is a messenger RNA of Cuscuta campestris, 1099 nucleotides long. Lineage: Eukaryota; Viridiplantae; Streptophyta; Magnoliopsida; Solanales; Convolvulaceae. The record is from the annotation of a GenBank genome assembly.
GCCAUUAAUACUCUCUGUAUCUUCACCGAAAAAAAAAUAUUUAUUUCUCACAAACCAAACAGACCCUUAAAGAAUUCUCUGAAAUCUCGCCGGAAAAUCUCCAUCUCCGAUGAAGCUCCACAUCCUACCUUCCGUUUUCGGCAAGAACAGAGAGAGAUCGGAGCCCGUGGCGAGUUCUUGGCAAUGGAAUUCCUGCGCCGCCCCCGCCAAGACUCUGUCUUCCCGCUACGACUCCGCCGCCGCCGCCGCUCCGGGAGAGGGUAUGUUCAAGACGGCGAACUCCGGGUACCACGACCCGUCGUCGGAGGGCGCCGGGACGCCGGAGUCAUGGUUCACGCACAGCGCCUCGGAGUCGGCGGACUUCUCGACGGAGUCCGACGACGAGCGGAUCAUCAUCACCGGCGUCCGGUCGGACCGCCUGUUCUUCGACCGGAGCGGCACCAGCUCCGCCAUACAAGGAAACCCCAAGAAACAGAGACCCGAGAGGGAAGAACAGGGUAAAAACAGGGCAGGAAAGAAACCCGGGGUUUCGCCGGCGCCGUUCGAGAAGGGCGUGGCGGUGGCCAUGGAUUCCGGCGACCCGUACAUCGAUUUCAAGAAAUCGAUGGAGGAGAUGGUGGCGAGCAACGGAAUCAAAUCGCUGCAGGAGCUUCUGGGAUGGUACUUGAAGAUGAACGAGAAGGAGAAUCAUGGGUAUAUAGUCAGAGCAUUCAUGGAUUUGCUCAUUGGAAUUUCAUCUUCAUCUUCUUCAUCUUCUUGUUCUUCUUCGAUUUCUGCAAAUUCUGCAGAUUUAGUAAGAACAUCAUAUUCAUCUGCAGUUUCUUGUCUGUCAUCUCCUCCGGCUUCUCCUCUGUCAUCUGUGGAAGAAAGAUGAUUUUUCAAUGUAUAAUUCUAAGCUUUUCUCUGUAAAUUAGUAGGAAAACAAUGGAUGAGGAUUAACCCUUCAUUCUUUUUGUAACAAUUGUCUUUUUUAUUACUUGUAUUAGUACCUCCUUUCCACUCUCUUUGUCCACAUUUGACUUUUAGAAUUAUUCAUCUAAGUACUUUGACUCAUCAAAUUCUCUCAAUGUCUAAGCCUAAAUAUAGUCAUGUGUGAUCU